Lagenorhynchus albirostris (white-beaked dolphin) is the source of this 1754-nucleotide messenger RNA. Its product is annotated as eIF5-mimic protein 2-like. Gene Ontology annotation, molecular function: protein binding. Lineage: Eukaryota; Metazoa; Chordata; Mammalia; Artiodactyla; Delphinidae. The record is from RefSeq and is a predicted model, not a curated record. Gene Ontology annotation, cellular component: cytoplasm; membrane.
GAGACACCGCUGCAGUUGCCGCCACCUCCGGGAUUUCUGGCUCUUUUCUCUUCGCCUUAAAUUCGUGUGUCUUUUAUGAAUAAUCAAAAGCAGCAAAAGCCAACGCUAUCAGGCCAGCAUUUUAAAACCAGAAAAAGAGAUGAAAAAGAAAGGUUUGACCCUACUCAGUUUCAAGACUGCAUUAUUCAAGGCUUAACUGAAACUGGUACUGAUUUGGAAGCAGUAGCAAAGUUUCCUGAUGCUUCUGGAGCAAAACUUGAUUACCGCUGAUAUGCAGAAACACUCUUUGACAUUUUGGUGGCCGGUGGAAUGCUGGCCCCAGGUGGUACACUGGCAGAUGACAUGAUGCGUACAGAUGUCUGUGUGUUCGCAGCACAAGAAGACCUAGAGACCAUGCAAGCAUUUGCUCAGGUUUUUAACAAGUUAAUCAGGCGCUACAAAUACCUGGAGAAGGGUUUUGAAGAUGAAGUUAAAAAGCUGCUGCUGUUCUUAAAGGGUUUUUCAGAGUCGGAGAGGAACAAGCUGGCUAUGUUGACUGGUGUUCUUCUGGCUAAUGGAACACUUAACGCAUCCAUUCUUAAUAGCCUUUAUAAUGAGAAUUUGGUUAAAGAAGGGGUUUCAGCAGCUUUUGCUGUAAAGCUCUUUAAAUCAUGGCUAAAUGAAAAAGAUAUCAAUGCAGUAGCUUCAAGUCUUUGGAAAGUGAGCAUGGAUAACAGACUGAUGGAACUGUUUCCUGCCGAUAAACAAAGUGUUGAACGCUUCACAAAGUAUUUUAGUGAGGCAGGCUUGAAAGAGUUUUCACAGUAUGUUCGGAAUCAGCAAACCAUAGGAACUCGUAAGGAACUCCAGAAAGAACUUCAAGAACAGAUGUCCCGUGGUGUUCCAUUUAAGGAUAUAAUUUUGUAUGUCAAGGAGGAGAUGAAAAAAAACAUCCCAGAACCAGCUGUCAUCGGAAUAGUAUGGUCCAGUGCAAUGAGCACUGUGGAAUGGAACAAAAAAGAGGAGCUUGUAGCAGAGCAAGCCAUCAAGCACUUGAAGCAAUACAGCCCUCUACUUGCUGCCUUUACAACUCAAGGUCAGUCUGAGAUGACUCUGUUACUGAAGAUUCAGGAGUAUUGCUAUGACAACAUUCAUUUCAUGAAAGCCUUCCAGAAAAUAGUGGUGCUUUUUUAUAAAGCUGAAGUUCUGAGUGAAGAACAUCUGAAGUGGUAUAAAGAUACACAUGUUGCCAAGGGGAAAAGUGUCUUCCUUGAGCAAAUGAAAAAUUUUGUAGAGUGGCUCAAAAAUGCUGAAGAAGAAUCUGAGUCUGAAGCUGAAGAAGGUGACUGAAUUUGAAACUACACCCUCAGUAAAGCAAACAGGAAUUGUAGAUAAAAUGUCAUGUCUCAUGUGUCCUGGAUCUUACAUCUUCCUACCUCCCUAUAUCAAGCAUGAUAUAAGGGCUUUCACGGCAAAUUUUAUUUUAACUGUUUCUAUGGUUACUGGAAAUGUUGGAUUUAGUUUCUAAAACCAUGUUUUAAGUAGCUACAGGAGCUAUAGAUUUGAAUCUAAUGUUGCAUUAGUCUUUUCAGUUAUCUUCUACCUCCUGUAUUUUCUACUGUAAUAAUGUAAUUUAAGGCCUUCCACAAUGAACAGUUCACUUUUUCCCUGGGUUUUCUAUAUAAAGAGUUUUCAAGAUAUGAUUUGGUUAAAAAUAAUUUGUUAUAAAAAUUCUGUUUGCAAAUUAAACUGUAAAAGUAUCCAGAGUCUCAGAA